Racocetra fulgida is the source of this 1887-nucleotide messenger RNA. Lineage: Eukaryota; Fungi; Glomeromycota; Glomeromycetes; Diversisporales; Gigasporaceae. The record is from the annotation of a GenBank genome assembly.
AUGCGGUAUUAUUUAGUAUAUAUUAUUUAUUUGGACGAUUUUGUUAAUAAUAAUGAGCCCAAUCAAGAGUCAACAGUUAAUGAUGAAAAAACUCGUCUUGUCUUGGACCAAAUCAACGUUUGUCCUUCACCAAAUACCUCUUCGAAUACUUGUACUAGAACUCAAAAAAAACGUUUACUUCAAUGUUCAAGUUUACUCAACAUUUAUUUGUCAUUCUUACCUAAAGAAGAAAAAUUAACUCUUACUAAUAAUAAAAUAAAAUUACAGCAAUGGAAUACUGGUUUUACUUUUAAUUAUGUGGAAUUCUUACGUUAUUUAGAUCUCGAAGAAUUAUUCAUUACUGUUAGAAGUUGGAAACAAUGCUUAUCAAAGAGUCAAUUAAUUAGUAAUAAUGAUGUUAAUUCUCAAAAAUUAAAAAGAUUUAGUUCAAAAAAAAGCUUGGUUAAUUCUAUAAAAUCUUUAAAAAAUGUUAUAUUACGAAAAAAGCAUUCAACUUUUAGUGUCAGCAAGGCCGUUUUUCCUGUAUCCGUGGAUCGUGUGGUUUCUUAUUCUUUAGCGAAAUUAAUCAUGAACAAUUCUAAAAAGUUAAUUCUUCUUUCAAUUGAUCCAACUAUCGGUGAUUCCAUUAAGAAUUAUCGAUGUAAUUGCAUGGAUCCUAUCUUUAAUAUUGAUAAUUAUGGGCAUCAAAUAUUUAAACAAAAUGUUCCCGAAGAACAUCUAUUGAUAGCAACUUAUCCUGGUGCAAAUGAAUGUCUAUCUUCCCUCACAGAAUUUAUUUGUACUACUCGUGGAACAAAAUGGAGGCUUUUUCACGCUAUGUCAUCGAUUUGUAAACAACUUAAAAUGAUCUCUGUUGACAUGGGAGGCUAUGAUUCUUGGUCAAAUGCAGGUCUUCAAACUUACACUGAACCCCAAAUGCAAGAAUUAGAAUGGGAAGCAAAAAAUCUUGCCACUUUAAUUCGAUCUCAAAGUUCUUUAAAGGAAUUCUUAUUGUCACGUGGUGAAAUCGGAUUAAAUACUAUUUUGGAUGCGUUGACGAGUCAAGUUAUAUCAUUAAAAUAUAUUGAAUUUAUCAAUAUUGACACUAAACUUUCUCUAUGGGGUUCUCUUGAAAGAUUAAAUGAGUUUAACGGAUUAAAAACCUUGAAAUUCAUAUCUUGUAGACUUAAUGACAUCCUAACGAAACCUUUAGUUUCAAAUCCUAUUCCGCUUUUUCGAUUAACGACAAUUGAAAUGAGUGAUUCCACAUCAUCUCCGGAAAUAGUUUUAAAGUUAAUUAAAGAUUCUGGUUCUUCUCUUAAAUCCCUAAUCUUAGGGGACCAUCAUAAUAAAGAAGGUUCAGAUUCUGCAUGUAACAUUAUUGAAACAACUGCAAAAUACUGUCCGAAUAUCGUAAAUUUCUCUUCUAUUGUUUCAGUUAGUGAAAUUUCACAACUUUUAACUCUCUUCACAUUUUGUCCACAACUCGAAUCUGUAACUUUAAGAGGACCUGAGGAUGAAACUGAUCAUGUAAUAGAAGAUAUAAAUUGGUUAUUUGAACAAAUGGGUGAGCUACAACUUUUAAGAAAACUUCGAAAUUUGGCAAUUCAAGCUCCUUGGUCGUUUCUUCCCCAUUCUUUGAAUGAAUUUCUUAAGGAUUCAAGUCCACCAUUAAGGUCUUUGGAAUUUUCUUGUUCUCAUUGCUUUUCUGAUGGUCAUCUAGAAGUAAUUUUGAGAUGUUUGGGAAAGAAUUUGAAGAGAUUAAAGUUGGCAACUUGCAUUGAAAUGGAUGAUGAACUGAUUGUUGAGGCUUUAGCAACUAUCGAAGAUUUCGAAUUUAAAACAUUUAUAUCGUCUCAUGGCUCUUGCCAUUUUAAUAAUAUAUACAUACAUGAAUUAGUUUACUAA